Messenger RNA from Anguilla rostrata (American eel), 1317 nucleotides. RefSeq names its product gamma-aminobutyric acid receptor-associated protein. Gene Ontology annotation, biological process: autophagosome assembly; macroautophagy; cellular response to nitrogen starvation. Gene Ontology annotation, cellular component: autophagosome; cytosol; autophagosome membrane. The transcript has 4 exons. Lineage: Eukaryota; Metazoa; Chordata; Actinopteri; Anguilliformes; Anguillidae. Gene Ontology annotation, molecular function: GABA receptor binding; ubiquitin protein ligase binding. The coding region runs from base 267 to 635 and encodes 122 amino acids. The record is from RefSeq and is a predicted model, not a curated record.
UCUACAUGGAUGGAAUUUCCGAACUGCGUCAGAUUCGGUUUCGAAAAUGAACGUAGACUUGCCGAGCAUUGUGAAUAGCCAUUUUCACGUAACAUGCUCUCGUAGCGUUACAGUGUUGUUAUUGUAUUCGUCCGCCGUAGCUGCAGUGCUUAGGAGAACAGUUACCUUCGUCAGUCAACAUCUAGAGUUUAUUAUCGAACCUAGGGCGAGAACAGUUCCGAACAGAGAUCCAGACCCUGGUUCUGGAGCCCUCUUAUUCACUGAAAAUGAAGUUUCUGUACAAAGAAGAACAUCCCUUUGAGAAGAGACGGUCAGAGGGAGAAAAAAUAAGAAAGAAGUACCCAGACAGGGUGCCAGUGAUUGUGGAAAAAGCUCCUAAAGCCAGAAUAGGAGAUCUGGACAAGAAAAAGUACCUGGUCCCCUCUGACCUUACAGUGGGCCAGUUCUACUUCCUCAUCCGGAAACGAAUUCACCUGCGUGCUGAGGAUGCUCUCUUCUUCUUUGUGAACAAUGUCAUUCCCCCCACAUCAGCCACCAUGGGGCUACUCUACCAGGAACACCACGAGGAAGACUUUUUCCUCUACAUUGCGUACAGUGAUGAAAGUGUCUAUGGAGGGGGCAUAAGGGAAAUGUGACACCUCCACCUCACCCCACCAAAUACCUAGACUCCAUUCAGAUUCAGUCAGCUAGAAUCCACCAGCUCAGAGAUAUCAAAUGCAAUUCCAUGUCCUUUUCUCUCUGUCUCCUCGACCCUCCUGUACUGUUCCUGCAUACCCCUUCCCUCCCAUCCCUAUAUCACUGUUCAGGCAGUCUGAAUUGUAUUUCUCUCCUGUUCUCUUAUAUUACUCUUUCAGCCUUAAUGUUCACCGCUGAAGAGAUUGGUAGUCUUGAGAGUUCCUGAGCUGCUAUCGCAGACCGAGGUCCGUGCCAGUACUAGUCUUUCAUAACAGUAAAAUCUAGGAUUAAGCUUAAGGUGAAACAAAAACAGAGGUGCUUUCGACCUCUUCAAUUCAGUGUAGCAGGAUACCAUGCUUAUGUAUGUAGGCUACCUGAAUGACAACUUAAAAUAAGAUUACUUUAGUUUGAGACUGACUGAAGCUUAAAUUUAGACAGAAUGAACAGCCAUGUUUCUGCUUUUCAUCAUGGUUCUGCUUUAAUGCUACAAUUAUUCUUAUUCUUAUUAUUGGGUACUAUUCUUUUUUUAUUGUUUGCAGAGUUUUUUUCCCUUCUAUUAUGAUUAUUUUAUUUUAACUCUGUAUGCAGCUGUGUUGCUGGAGCCAUCCACUCAAAACCAUUUAUAAACUUGAGAAAGACAAA